This is a messenger RNA of Mauremys reevesii (Reeves's turtle), 2330 nucleotides long. It is a transcript of the gene ARL5C, whose product is annotated as ADP ribosylation factor like GTPase 5C. The transcript has 6 exons. Gene Ontology annotation, molecular function: GTP binding; GTPase activity. Bases 91 to 630 code for a protein of 179 amino acids. NCBI's taxonomy places the organism in Eukaryota, Metazoa, Chordata, Testudines, Geoemydidae. Gene Ontology annotation, biological process: intracellular protein transport; vesicle-mediated transport; protein localization to Golgi membrane. The record is from RefSeq and is a predicted model, not a curated record. Gene Ontology annotation, cellular component: cytoplasm; trans-Golgi network.
CCUGACGUCACGGGCGGAGGCUAUAAAGCGGGGGCGGGCGCGCGGCCCGGCCAGUAGCUGCAGGCGGCGGGUUCGCGGCGCGGCGCCGCUAUGGGGCAGCUCUUCGCCAAGCUGAUGAGCAUCUUCGGCAGCCAGGAGCACAAGGUGAUCAUUGUUGGCCUGGACAAUGCAGGGAAGACCACCAUCCUCUACCAGUUCCUCAUGAACGAGGUGGUGCACACGUCACCCACCAUCGGCAGCAACGUGGAGGAGAUCAUCCUGAGGAAGACCCACUUCCUGAUGUGGGACAUCGGGGGGCAGGAGACGCUGCGGUCCACGUGGAACACCUACUACUCCAACACGGAGUUUGUCAUCCUGGUGAUCGACAGCACCGACCGCGAGCGGCUGACAGUGACGAAAGAGGAGCUGUACAAGAUGCUGGCCCACGAGGACCUGCAGAAUGCGGCGGUCUUGAUAUUUGCCAACAAGCAGGAUGUAAAGAACUCCAUGACUACCUCUGAGAUCUCCAAGUUCCUAACGCUCAGCUCCAUCAAGGACCACCCAUGGCACAUCCAGGGCUGCUGCGCCCUCACGGGAGAGGGCUUGCCAGCUGGCUUGGAGUGGAUGAAGUCUCGAGUAGCAGCCAACUGACACAUCUGGCCAGACAUAUGACGGAACAGUGCAAAGCUCUCAAGCAUCUUAUUUAUUUUUUUAUACAUGUGAGUUUCAGCCUGGACUUCCCUUCUAAAGCAGCUGAAGCUGGGAUUUUGUACGGACAGUGUAUUUCGGAGCCCGGGUCAGCAUGGGAGCUGGUCCCUCCUGGAUUGCAUGUCUGGAAGGAAUCUGGAUCAUAUCUGCUGGGUGGUGGAUCCGUUCUGGAUCGUGUCUCUGAGGGGAAUCGGUUCUGGGUCAUCUCUCUUCUGGAUCACAUCUGCAGAGAGGGAAACCAAUAGGAAGAAAUCUCUCUGCUCCAGGCCUGCACUUAAGUAAAAGCUGGAACAAAGAUGCCUGGAGCAUGGGAAUUUUAAGCACAUGCAGGCCCAGCGCCACUUCCAGCAGAUUUACCAAUAAGCUAUGAAAGGAAGAACCUCACCCUCCGGAGUCCGGUUAACAGGAAAUGCCUUAGCUCUUCAGAUGGGGAUUGGGGAUAAACUUUGCUAGAGGGCUGGGGAGAGGGGUAAUAACCUCUAAACCCCAGUACCCCUCUGCGCUGCCCUUGCUCUUCUCCAAACUCGUGUGGUGUUUGGGGCGAGCAUCCGAAACCUUCGGGACACUGACGUUUCCCAGGAUUUGCUCUGCGAUCAUCCCCGGGUCGCUUAGCGACGCAUCGACCAGCGCGCACUGGAUGUUUCCUACCAUUGGUGCUUUCCCUUGGCCCGUCUGAUCGAGGCCUUGAACAUCUUGUAUUUUAUAUUUUUUAACACAAGCAGGAAAGGGCCGGCUCCGUGGCUCUGUUCCUGAGUAUUUCUCUCUUCUGCCGUGGCCCCGGAGCAAGGACACAGAUCUGGAUUCAGGCCCCUCCUCCAGCACUGUUGGAGGGCAGAGAUUCAGUGAGGGUGGGAAGAGCUGCCCCAGCCACGCCCCGGGGAGCAAAUUUCCCCCUUCACGACGGUUCAUACCCAUCUCUUCCACCAGGAGCCACUAAUGGGUCAGGCCCAGCAGGGCCAGAUCCAAGCGCCACUUGAUCCGUGUGGGACCUGGCAUCAGGACCAAAUCCAAGUCCUGGAUCUGGACUCAGGGAUGUUUGGCUCUGAUCUAUCCAGCCCGUGUCCCAUUUCUACUGAAGAUCGAGUCUCGCUCCGGAGGCAGCAGGAGCUGAGGGUCAGGGAGACCCGCCUGGGUUCUGCUCUUGCAGACUUGCGGGGAAUGACUUAGCUCUUCUGUACCUCAGUUUACCCUGUUGGCAAAUGCCUGCCGUUGUAGAGUGACCUGGAAUCCCUGGAUGUGAAGGAUGCUGGAUAAGCACAAAGGACUUGGGGUGGGGGUGAGGGGAGGUCACUAUCGGGGGUUCCACUGUUCUCCGGUGCAGUGCUCUAAACUGGUGUGACCCCAAAACCCAUUGGAAAGGUGCCUGUUGAAUCCAUUGGGCUCUGGAUCAGCCCCUUAACUAAUCUUCUUCAGUUAAGUGCUUUUAACUAAUUAAACUUGUCCCAUGAAUUUGCAUUUGCACAGGCCCCCUGCCAGGCUCAGAGGAGCAGGACAGCGUGUCACAGCUUCCUGCCUUGGGCUCAGAUGGGGUUUUUUACAAUUUCUGGGAUGAUCCAUUUGACUCUCCAGUUCUGUAUUUUUUUAUAAAACUCGUGUCUUGUAUUUUAUACCUGAUUAAAGGCUCCGCUAUUUAAUUUUUUGCA